CUGAAGACCGACUUGACUUUAUGCGCGUUGCUUGAGCAGCCAGGCGGAGUUGCGGAGCUUCUUCCAGCAUUUUUGGCAAACUUGUGCAGCUCGUCACCGCGCAUUUUUUAAAGUGAGGAAUGUUUUCAUCUUUGGCCUUCUUUGGAGAGGCAUUGAAGCGCCGGAAAUCUGUCACGCCCCCUUGGCUUUGCUUUGCUUUUCGAGGCUAAUUGAGCACUUUGUCUCCGUCACUUUGGUUGGUGCGCUCUCGACAGCAGGCGGAUUUUUUUCUCCACUUUCUUUUCCUCCCGUACAGCACAUUGGAUUUUUUUUUUACAUUCUGGGAUUCUCGUGAGAUGUCAUGGACUUUACAAAGGAACAUAGAUAUGUGCGCGCGUGUGUGAUAGAGAGUGUUUUUUGACUCCCUCCGCCCCAAACCAAUUGAGCGACUGACCGGGGACAGGACUUGGGAAUCAAUGCGGUGUCAGCUGGUAGGACGCGGGGUCCGGAUCUCACCUCAACGUUGAUACGUCCUGGGAGUGAUGCACUGGCUUCCCCUGGUUGCCAUGGUGAUCGCCUCGGCCCUGCCCUUCCCUCAAAAGCCUGUGUCCAGGAUCGCCUCUGUCGCCAGCGUGGACGAUGAGCGGCGUCGCUUCGCCGUGGAUUACAACUCCCAGGGGAAUGCCUCGCUCGCGUAUGACAACGCCCCCGCCGUUCAGGACCCCAUCCGGAACUCGGCGGAACUGAGCGUUGUUCCGAGUGAAAAGAACCGCAGUCGACCAGACCACAGCGGUUUCCUGGACUCCACGAAUGGACCCACGCAAGUCUCCGAAGUGGAAACACAGAUAAUCCAAACUCCUGCAUCCGCCGGACCGAGGACUCAGAGAGGAUCCGCAACCACCGUUCCCACAGAGCAGCUUCGGAACGCGUCGAGGAGGGCGCCCGCGGCGAGCGGCGCGGUUAACGCCAUCCUGGAGGCGGGGUUGGGCAUCCUGGAAGGUCUCCUGGAAAGGGACGAGAUGUUUUUGGACACUCACCCGCGCGUCCUGUUCUCGUCGUCGCCGUCGCCCCCGGAGCACCCGCCCCUGCUGCUCAUGCUGGAGGUCGGCCUCCUGGAGGAUGACGCGGUGGAACUGGAAGACGCCCACGCGGAGAGUCACGGUGAUCAGAGUCUCAGUUGGGGCAACGUUUCGGGAUUCGCGUCUGAUGCGGGACGCGCCCUCAGGAGGGACAAACGCUCGCAUUUGAUGGAUCGCCGUCGGGGCGAGAAGUCUGUCUGCGAGGCGGAGAGCGUCUGGGUAACGGACAAGAAGACGGCCGUCGACUCGCGGGGCCAGGUGGUCACCGUCCUGCAGGACAUCCAGACCCAGACGGGUCCGCUUAAGCAGUACUUCUAUGAGACCCGGUGCCGCCAGGCCGAGCAGCAGAACAGCCACGGGACUGCCGGCAGGGAGGCGUCGCAGCCCACCGGGGUGGCGGGCGCCGGCUGCCUGGGCGUGGACAAGAAGCAGUGGGUGAGUGAGUGCAAGGCCAAGAAGUCUUACGUGCGCGCACUCACCAAGGAUGCCAACAACCGGACGGGGUGGAGGUGGAUCCGCAUCGACUCGUCCUGCGUUUGCGUGCUGCUCUCCAGAGCCAAUCAGAUCCUGGCCCGCGAGGCGCUAGCCCGGAGGGGGCGGGGAUAACCGCAUGACACCUCAAAGACCUCAUGCCAGAACACAGUAUAUAGAGAUGUUUUUCUACGAUUUAUCUUUCAUAACCUAAGUUAUUAGUACGUAACCAUGUGUAUGAUUUUGAUAUUAAUAUAUUCCUUCACCGGUCAGUGUGUACGUACAGUGCUUAACAAACACCGUACUGUAUUACAAUAGCCAUCACGAUUGUCAGUCAGAAACCGAAGCACAAUUAUGAAUUUAUGAGCAAAAAGGUUGUAAUUGUACAAUGACAAUCAUUUUAUGUGGAAUAAUCUAAACAUUUAUGAUGGAUUUACAUAUGUAAACAUCCGAUUAACAGAAUAGGAUUAAAAAAGGUAACCACAACAAAUAUGCAAUUUUAAAAUAAUAAAUGUGCAAAUAUUAUACAGGUUGCUUUUAUACUCUGUACAAGUUAUAAGUCAAACCUUUGCAGACUAAAGUCAUGUCAGCAGAAAAUGUCAUUUUUACAUUUCUUUUUUUCACGAGAAAAAAACAUUUUAAUACAACCAGUAAAAGUCAUGAUUUGAAAAUAUUAGAAAAUUGUCACUAUUUUAUGAGACGGAACCUAUUAAAAUGGCAGAUUUUUGCAUGAGAAAAUGUCAUUAUAUGACCUAAUUGUAAUUUUAAAAAUGUCAUACUUUACAAGAAUUAUUCAAGAGAAAAAAAAUAACAUAUUGCAGUACAUGCAAAUUAGUAUUUUUCUACAUCCGCCCCAACCCAAUCAUUUCAGGCAGCUGUGGCUUAAAGCUUCAUUUGCAUCCAUUUGUUAAGCACUGUAUGUAUCUGUCCGUUUGUAUGUCUGGAGCUUGUAUAUUUAUAGUGGAGCGGUGGCGUCUGAGCUGGCUUCCCCACGGGGGAAGCGGCGCCCCCUACUGAAGCUUCGUAUGAACGUUGUACCAGAUGGGGAGCAUCUUUUCAAUAAAUGGGCGCGCUUCAUCAAUGUCA
Messenger RNA from Hippocampus zosterae (dwarf seahorse), 2615 nucleotides. RefSeq names its product brain-derived neurotrophic factor. Gene Ontology annotation, biological process: neuron projection morphogenesis; cell surface receptor protein tyrosine kinase signaling pathway; memory. Lineage: Eukaryota; Metazoa; Chordata; Actinopteri; Syngnathiformes; Syngnathidae. Bases 522 to 1664 code for a protein of 380 amino acids. Gene Ontology annotation, molecular function: nerve growth factor receptor binding; growth factor activity. The record is from RefSeq and is a predicted model, not a curated record. The transcript has 2 exons.